Notodromas monacha is the source of this 3297-nucleotide messenger RNA. The record is from the annotation of a GenBank genome assembly. NCBI's taxonomy places the organism in Eukaryota, Metazoa, Arthropoda, Ostracoda, Podocopida, Cyprididae.
GUUUUUUUUCUUUUGUGUCAGUGGAGAAUGGUCGACGAUGUGAUGCGGAAUCUGCCAGAUCGUAAAUCACUCCAGGGUGCAGGCAGUGGCGGAGAGUACAAGGCGACACAUGAUUUUCCUGAUCAAAUCGUUUCCCUUGCGAUUUGCCGCGGAAAGUCCGUACCGUGUUGCGGACAAAUUUGCUGGAAUACAUGCUUAAAACCAUAUUUAGCCCUAUGGUCAAACCGCCGCGCAAGUGAGACAGGGAUGGCGCUUCAUCUGUGGAGACGACAUGCUUUCUUGGAAUUCCGGAAGUUGACAUGGCUGUCAUUGUACAAAAUAGACAUGAACCCAUCCAUUGCGGACUUGAGGAAAGUGGAAAAUGUGUGCGACGCCUUUUUGCGCCGAGCGAUGCGUGAUGCUUAUAUGCAUCCAGUGCAAGCUGUUGGUGUAGAAUCCCGUCAUCAUGGAUUAAUAGCGUCUCUCGAGCUGAAAUUUCUUAUUUGUGCUGCUGAGUGGGUCGCACUGAAGGCGCGUCUAAGAACUCGUGGAGACGAUCCGACUGUUGACCAUUCAAUGCUCUCAACAGAUGAUAUCUCUUCGCAUUUUGUAUCUCUGAUUAGGCAAUUUAUGAUUGCGUCGUCCCUCAAAUUCUCCGGUUUAUCGACUGGGGAAAGAAGCUGUGUUGGUCAGCCGUUCAUGUGCGUUUGCAUUCAAGAUAUCUGGAGAGCAUUGAUCGAGCUUGCUAAAUGCGUUCCUGAUGAGUUCCCGAGUUUUGAUCUGGAUUCAAUUUUCGUCGCCGCCCUGAAGCAUUUUUUAGAGUCGCCCUCGCCAUUCUUGAAUGAUGAUGAAAACCUGACUUUUGCGUGGUGGUUUUUCGAUAGUAUAUCGGAAAUUUUGUUUCGUCCGGCAGCGAUUUAUGAACAAUUGAAUCGAAAGACAUUGAACGAGCAGAACUCGCCGCCGGAAGACGAAUUGAAAGUUCAGCUGGUGCAUUUUUUGCGGUGCACUGAUGAUUCAAUGACGAACAUUUCCGGCAGGGUAUUUUAUGCUGUGAGCAAAUCAAUCAAAUGCCAAGCUCCUCGUGGGCCACUGUUGGAUCUCGCCAAGUAUAUAUCUAAGUUACCAUCUGACGCGGAGGAUUGGAAAUCCGUUGUGAGCAGACGACUAAAUAAUCCAAGCGAUGUUUGUCGUGCUCAAGAUACAUUUGAAGUGUUCUUGCACAUCUUGGCUAAGUACAGAAAUUGGAAGGAGUUCAAGAACAGAAUGCGCGUACGAUUGAAGUUCAUUCCAAUGGAACAGCUGAAUGAGCUGGGAUGGUUCCGUUUAUUUGAUCUUCUUUUGACAUUGUUGAUUCGAUCCCCGGAUCAGGUGGAUGUGCUGAAAGAAUUUUUUUCGUGCGUCAAGAAGCUGGAAAUUUUGCGUCCGACGAGACCAGAAGUGAAAUCUGGGGCGUGGAAAAUAGUCAUUCGAGGCCUGUGGUCAGCCAUGAUAAUUGUGAAAAGCUGUGAUAAUGCUGUCCAAAUUCUUGCUGAAAUCCUGGUGGAAUUGUGCUCCAGUUUUGUAGCUGUGAUGGAGAAGAAGGAAGCGUUUCUAAUGCGCUCUGCAUGUGAAGCUUUGGUGGAAUAUUAUUCUGGACUUUCUCUGUUUUUGAAAAGCUGCGAAAUGGAACCUCCGUUAACGUCAAGUUCUUUGCUUCCGAAAUGCCCUGCGAAGCUGUUUUCAAAGUUGGCGCGGUUGACUGACUUUUUGCCUGCCGUUUUGUCCAUUCUCCGCUCUAUUCGUUCGUCGUCUGAAAUUCAUCUUCAGAAAACUCCAUAUUCGGUAGAAGAGCAGCUUUUAAACAAAUCGUUAAUGGCUUGGAUUUCGUCCAUUUUUCAACAUGUGUGGGAACACACGAAAUCUCUUGCAUUCGUGGAUGAAGAAAAUAUGAAAAUAACUGCAUUGCCCAAUCGAAAUAUUAGUGAUAUACUGGUUGAAACCACUUUGCUAGAGAAGCAUUUAGAGAAUCCACGUUCUGCGUUUGUGCAAAUUGUGGAACAAGAUGGCUUGACUGCGCGGCAGGUGCACCCUGUAGUUUUAUGCUGUUACAUCGUCAAGUUGAUGGAGGAAGACGCUCUGAGAAAUGUGCGAGAAACUCUUCUUUAUGCGGCUUGGGCAAGAUGUCAUUUACUCAUGCCGAAAGGUCAUUGGGGAUAUGAUGUGGACGUUGCAAUGAAAACCAUGGAUCAGCUCAUCAGUGGCUAUCCUAUGGCAAUGAAAGUACUUCGUUACGUCGAUCAAAAUUUAAUGCAAAUUGACGACGAUGAGUCUCAGUUAUUUUCCUGUGAGGUGUCAUCUACGGUUGUCCAGGAAUUCCCAUUCUGGAAGUUGCUCAUCCUCGGAUGUGUCAAAGCCUUCAAAGAUGGAGAAGAUGCCGAACUUGCAUCUCUUCCGGAAGCGUUUGCUGGAAUUCAGAAAUGCUUCGGCCUUUUUUGCGAUGGUUUGGAUAAGUACUUUGCGGAUGGACACAAGAAAGACGCAUUUGUCAAUCAGGCUGUGGAGUUCUGUGCUUUCCUCGUCUCUGAAGCCGUUAAUCUCUUCACGCGUGGGAAUGAAAAAUAUCUUAACGUUGUGACUGGAAUUAUCAACUUCAUAUUCCUCACUCGGAGUGCGCGGUCAGUUGGAACGCUAUUGAACAGGGAUUUGUUGGAUAUUGCUCGUCAGCAUCUCCCCACUGUCAUUAUGUCAAUAUGCAAUGAAAUCAUGAGCUCACGGUGUCAAAGCAGCCUCGUCCGAGAAUCGCUGCGAGGUAUUGUUCAGCAGAUGUUCGACUUGUACCUGGUUCGGUUUUCGCCUGAUUCGGAUCAUCCUUUGUACAAAGUUUUGGUUGAUUUUGUUGGGAGCCUACCGUUGAGGAUCCUGUAUCAAUCAGUGGAGAAGUUUUACCUGAGCCCCAUGAGAAACCAGCGGGAAACUGAGAUGUGUAUGAGGUUUGUGCUUAUGUUCGCCCGACAAGAGCAAUGCAAUUUCUUCAGCCAAGAAAGUAUUCAACCAGUGAUGCUGCGUUUGAUGGAAACCGACUGGCCGAAUCUCACGUUGCACCAAGAAAUACUCCGACUUUUUUUAAGAAAAGGCGACCGGAGUGUCAUCGUUGCUAUUCUCCGACGGUAUGUUGAGCUGAACUUGGCGCUGAACUCCGUCAAAACGAAAAAGCUGAUCGAAUUGACGCUUAAGGAAUGUCCGCAGCUGAUGAGCGAAAUCCAGGAUUUGACGUUUCCUAUGAUUGAGAAGGCCUUUGCUCAACGAGGGAAUUUCAACGAUCCUAUUCUUUUGUGA